This is a messenger RNA of Paramecium pentaurelia, 690 nucleotides long. NCBI's taxonomy places the organism in Eukaryota, Ciliophora, Oligohymenophorea, Peniculida, Parameciidae. The record is from the annotation of a GenBank genome assembly.
AUGAGCACAUCUUAUGGCUUGCAUGGUGAACAUGUUAGGAUAUAUCGUGAUGAAGGUUGGUAUGAGGGAGGUUGGGUAUACAAUCAAAUGCAUGGAAUGGGUUUAUUAAAAUGGUCUGAUGGACAUGAAUAUUAUGGAAAUUGGAAAAAUGAUGAAAAAGCUGGAAAGGGUAAAUUUAAAUGGGCAAAUGGAGAUGAAUAUGAUGGAGAGUGGAAAAAAAAUGAAAUGCAUGGAAAGGGUUAAUAUAAAUGGGCUGAUGGACAUAAAUACGAUGGAGAUUGGGUAUGUCAUCAAAUGCAUGGAAAGGGUUAAUAUAUAGACUCUAAUGGAAAUGAAUAUUAAGGGGAUUUCUAAAAUAAUAAUAAACAUGGGAAGGGUAAAAUGAUAUAUACUGAUGGAUCUGAUUAUUAUGGGGAUUGGAUAGAUGAUUAAAGACAUGGAUUGGGGGAAUAUGAAUCAGCUAAUGGUAUAUAAUAUAGUGGUGAAUGGUUAUUUGACGAAUAAAAUUGUUGCUUAUGCAUUUCUAUAAUCUAAAUAUUUUUAAUUAAAACUUCAUUUUGUAUUAAUUUUUUUUUUAUUUUAUCGUGGAAAUUUGAUCAUUUAAGUACGUAGAAACUCUUCAAAUUAGAUUCAAUCUUAAGAUGUUCAAUAUUAAAUAAUGUAAAGAUUUGGUAUAUCAGAAUUGAUUGA